ACCCCCACCCUCGGGCCGCGACCCCCGCCCGGGCGUCCUAGCCCCUGGCUGCGGCCGCUUCCCGGGCCUCGCCCCGCGCCUCCCUCUGCAGCCCGCCCCGGCCGCACCCCCCGAGCGUCCCCGCCCCCGGCCGCGCCCCCUCACCGGGGCCCGCUCGGCGGUCCCGGAGGCGGCGGGCGCGCCAUGGGCAGCGGCAGCAGCCGGAGCGGCCGGACUCUGAGGCGACGGCGCAGCCCCGAGAGCCUCCCCGCGGGGCCCGGAGCGGCAGCCCUGGAGGGCGGGACCGGGCGGCGUGUGCCGGUGGCGGCAGCCGAGGCCCCGGGGGCAGCCGCGGAGGAGGCGCCCGGCCGCGACCCCAGCCCCGUGGCGCCCCCCGACGGCAGGGACGAGACGCUGCGCCUGCUGGACGAGCUGCUGGCCGAGUCGGUGGCCUGGGGCCCCCCAGAGCCCGCCCCGCGCCACCCAGCCUGGCCCCGACCCACCGCGGUCGCGGGGAGCGCGGUGUGUGCAGAGCAGAGCACAGAGGGCCAUCUGGGGAGCAGCAGUGUCUCUGAAACCCCAGGCAGCAGUCGCAAGAAGCCCGAGAGGCCGGCAGCCAUCUCCUACGACCACUCGGAAGAGAGGCUGAUGGCGAGCAUCGAGCGGGAAUACUGCCGCUGAGGACAGCAUGCCCCGCCCCCGCCGGGCAUCGGAGGCACCUGCUGGCUGGGGCACCCCCUGCUCGCCCAGAGCUCUAGCAGGAGCUGAACCACCUCCAAAACGCAGUCACUCCCGGAUAUUCAAAGCUGACCUUUCAAAUCCACUUUCAGACUAUGCUGACCUGGGCCAGCCACUGGCGGCCAUGGUUGCUGGUGGGGGCGAUGAGCUGUGUAGACUCACAGGUGAGUGGGCCUGGGCCCCCGGCCCCUCUUCCCCAAUGCGGGGAGCCUGCCCAGUUCUUCUGGAGCCUGAAAUGCGUGCCCCUCUUGUUUGCCCGCUCUGCACAGUGGGGAGGGCUCACGAGGACUAGGUGACACAAGCGAGCCCCUCCUGGCAUCCGCGCCACAACACUUCCGGAAGGUUCUGCUGUGGAAGGUGCACCCGCGCUGCUCCCUCAGUCUCAGGCCCAUCUCUCCAGGGGUGGCCGGGUCAGCUUAGUGCUUCUCAACUUUAACUCCCUAAUGAGCAGCCUGGGGGUGCUGUUGACACUGCAGGGCCUGAGGUUCUGUGCGUCUAACCAGCUCCAAGCCCCGAAGCCCCAGCUGCACUUUGAGGAGCGAGAACCCCAGCUCUGAUCUGCCUUGCAGUGGGCGGUAGAGCUCGUCACUGCCUCUCUGGGCCUCAGUUUCCCUCUCUGGAAAAUCAGCUCUGGCAGCUCUUGGAGGCCCUCCCCAGCUCUGACAAUCUGGAACUGCUGCCACUGCUGUUCCCUUGCCCCAGGCACAGUAUUGCCUUCCCUAUGGGGAGCCAGCGCCCAGGUCCAACCGGGAGAGGGUCUGCCUGACACUGGCUUUCCGGUUCUCCCUCUCACAGGCAGCCUGGCCAGUGCCUGCGGGGCUUUUAAAUUCUCUUCCCGCCUGGGUGGAAGAUGGGAAACCACAGCAGUGAGGCAGGAAGAGCCUUGGAAUGUUCCUGGUUGACAGAUGGGAAAACUGACCUGCCCAGGACGCCGUGGGAACAGGGGGCGGAGCUCCGGCUAGAGGGGACUCCUCUGUGGGCGAGCAGGUCUGGAGCCUGGACCCAGGUGCGGCCUGCUGGGGGACAGCUCCGGUGGAGAACUGUGGGGAGAACAGCGGUCUAGGGAGGCAGGAGGCAGGCGGCAGGCUCCUCCCCAGCAGCCUGGAGGGCAUCAGGACAGAGGGGGACGGAGGAGACAGAAGGGAAAGAAGGAGACAGAGGGGGAAGGAGGAAACAGCGCGGCUUCUGCUGAAGCCAGUACAAGCCUGGUUAUCUGGCUUGACCCGCCAACACGGAGGCCUCCCCAGCGUUUUCUUUUUCCCGAGAAGAGCUCCAGCUCGCACGUCCUUAGAACACGGCAGACAGAGCAGGAGCAUCUCAGGAACCAAAGGCCAGCUCCUUGGCGCUGUCCCCAGACCCACAGGCCUGCUGCGGCCAUCCGCAAACGGCCAUUUCCUUGAACUUUUGAGAGUGCCUUUGACCAGCUGUUCGCAGCUGGGAAACUCCAACUUUUGAAGUCGGAGCUUGGAGCGGCCCCCGCAAGGGCAUGGCUCAAACCCUCCCCAGAGCUGGGAGCCCUUGCUCAUGCAAGCCUAACUGUUUCUUUUGAUAUAAAGAUGGAAGUCGUUACUGUAUUUUAAUAAUGCAAAUACAUCUUUAAAAAUAAGUUAACAUUUUAUUUCUUAUCACUAGAUGGAUCAGGCUUUGAAUUUAAUCAUGUAAAUGUUUGUAAUUUUAUGUCAUUUUGUUAAAAUGGGACGCUUUCAAUUGGUUUCCAAGAAAAAGAUGAUACCUCUGCAUUUUCUGGUGGAAAAGGCGUAAUACCCUUAAUGAGAUCAAAGUGUUAGGGGAAAAAAAUUCCAAAAGUAGUUACAAGCUAUAUCAAUGUCAAAGUAAAUGCGCUUCAUCAAAGCUAAGAAGUUACAGGAAUUGUUCUCAGGUUUUUAAAAAAAAUUUUCCUGAAUUCAGAAAAGUAUCUUCUGAAUAGCAGCUAGCCAAAUAAAGCGGUGUGUGUGUACUGCAGCUGUAGGUGAACUUAAAAAUAAUAAUAAAAAGAACAAAUAAA
Messenger RNA from Nomascus leucogenys (northern white-cheeked gibbon), 2722 nucleotides. It is a transcript of the gene CYS1, whose product is annotated as cystin 1. Lineage: Eukaryota; Metazoa; Chordata; Mammalia; Primates; Hylobatidae. The record is from RefSeq and is a predicted model, not a curated record.